Prunus armeniaca (apricot) is the source of this 1665-nucleotide messenger RNA. The record is from the annotation of a GenBank genome assembly. Lineage: Eukaryota; Viridiplantae; Streptophyta; Magnoliopsida; Rosales; Rosaceae.
AUGAAUUCGGGUCCUAUCGACAUAAGCUCCGACGAAGAAUCGGGCUGGAACGAGAAGGAAGACGAGGCAAUCUACGAUUGGAUAUCGGAACUUAUGGACAGCAUCGACAACCAAAACGAUGACGAUUCCGAUGAUGUUGUGGUGAUUGGUGAGGUCAACAUCAAGCCCAAGACCAAGUCUUCAAAACCGACGGUGACAGAUGUGGACGACGAUUGCGUUGUCUUGGAUGGUGACCCGGAUAAGCCGGUUUCGGUAGUGGACGAUUCGGGUAGCAACUCCGACGAGUUGCUUGUAGUAGGGGAGAAGGGGCAGAUAGCAUGCAGAGAUUACCCUCAUCCACGGCAUCUUUGUGCCAAGUUUCCUUUCAAAACUACCCUGCAUGAGAAGCACUGUGACCUUUGUCACUGUUAUGUUUGUGACUCUCUGGCACCCUGUGUACAUUGGGGCACUGGAGUCUCCAACGUUGGCCAUUGUCAUGCUACUGAUAAAGAAGAGACAUGGAAAAUAUUGAGGAAGAAUUCGAAGAUUAUGAAAGGUGCUCCAUUACCAGCUCCAAAAUUGCCUGCGGCUCUGCCUAAAAUUAGUCAAGGUGCACCACUUAAUAUUAUUCGGCUGGCACCUAGCUCUAUAUCACAGAAUCAGGUCUCUAGGCCAGCUACAAUCCGUGCUUGCUCCUCAGCCAGUCGCACUAUGCCUAGCGUCAGAAACCCGGGUAGAAGCCACCAAUCAGAAUUUAUUUUGUCUAAGAACCGAGCCCAUCCAUGUUCAGUUUCGAAGCAGUUGGUUGGUGCACGCAAUAAUGUUGUUGGGAGGAACAGAGGUCAUAAUAUUGGUAAUUUAGGCCCUCAAUCUGUCUCUUCUCAUCCAAUGUUCAAAAGAGUAGGAGCUGUUGGUGGCACCUUGCCAGUAAACCAAACCACAUUUGGUUCAGCAAAUAACAGUAAUUGUACCAGUCCAUCUCAAUAUGGCAGAAAUUCCGCUCCCAUGACAGCAUCAAGUGACAGAAAUCACUUCAGGUGGCAGAAUGUUCCUUCUACCGUGCAUCAGAACUCCCAGCCCAUGGCCGCAUUCGUUGGAAAUACAGUGCCUUCCCAACCCCAAACAUGUAGUCCUAUGGCCACUAUUUUUGACUCAGUUUUAAGCACAAAUUUUCCUGAUCAAGGCAAUCAAAGGCAAAAUAAUAGCCAAUAUAUCUCCCAGUAUGGGAAUCAAAGUCAGGAUGCCACUCAAGGUGGAUAUCAGUACGGGAAUCAAAGUCAGAAUUCAAGCCAAAAUAUCUGUUUGCAAGAUAAUCUAUGUGCAAGUGUUGCAGAUAUGGGUUUUUCAGAUUGUAACUUUAGUUGGGUGGACAAUUCCAGUCAAAGCAUUCAGCAUCCUCCAAUUCAGCAGCCUCCUUUUCAGCCGCCGCCGGUUGAAACUUGUCAAAUUCAAAGCACCGAGCCUAUAUAUGUGCCAUCUCUCGUGAAGGAGCAGUCUAAUGAAAUUGCUAAUGUCAGUUUGGACAGUCAAUUAACCUGGCUACUGGAAAACCAGUCUGUUCCAGCAGUAACAAGUGAUUCUGUGCCAUCUCAUCUAAAUGCCUUGUCUCCUGAGCCUACUUUUAUAGAGCCAGGAAUGCUUAUGUUUGAUUUCGAAACCUCUUGGAAUGGUCUCACACAGGUGUAG